AUGAGUAAUAAACUUAAAAAUCCUAACGUAAAUGACUAUUACCAUGAUCGAUUGGAUUAAUCUUUUAAUAAUGUGAAUAUCACUUUCAUGACUACACUUCGAGCACCAAUUUAAAUUAAUGAUCUAAAUAAAACAGUUCAUGAUAUACCAAGUUGUUUUGGUAGACAAACCUUCUCCACAGAGAAAUAUUAGAAUACUAAAAAUAUAGAAAAAUUUGGAAAUAUAUCAAUAGUAUCAUCUUGAUCUAAAUAGAGUAUGAACAUUUGAUAAGAAAUAGAAUAGGAAUUAAACCACUUCUUGGUUCUGUUCUUUUUGAAACCAAUCUUAGAAAUAAUAAGAAACGUUCAACCUCAUAAAAUUAAGAACCCAAACCAUUGAAACAAAUUAACAAAGAAAAAACUAUAUUACCAAAAGUACUCAAAGAUCCUUUUAUUGAGAUUAAAGAAAAAAACAUUAAUUCAUUUAUCCAUUGUCUUAAAGAAGAAGGCUAAGGUACAAUUAAACCAGGAUAAGUUUAAUGGGUUACUUCAUUAAAAUCUGACAGAAAUAAAAAAAAGAAAAAAUGA
Molecule: messenger RNA, 566 nt
Organism: Paramecium sonneborni
Lineage: Eukaryota; Ciliophora; Oligohymenophorea; Peniculida; Parameciidae
Source: the annotation of a GenBank genome assembly